UUGUUAUGGGAAGGAAAAUGGCGGCUGUUCGGAGACCGUACUAACUUAGUACUGUGGGACUUUUACUUGCGGCAAAAUGUACGCAAUGUUGCCCUCGGGGGAUGGAAAAAUAUCGUAAAGUGUGUAUUUUAAUAUUCGAAACCGACGCCGGGCCAUGUUUUAGUUACCUUAUAUUAGUUGGACGCGUUUUUUUAUACAGAAGACAAGGAACAAAGCUGGAGUAGUCAGUCAGUGAAGAAGCUAUAACGAUAAAUGAAUAAUAACUUCCUGUAAGUGUUCAAGUUAGUGUAUUAAACCUCCAAGUUUGGGACGUUAACGUGGAUAAUGUUUGCAGUUUUACAAAGUCAACAAAGAGCGUGUUGUAGUCCCAGUAACUAUCACUCUUCUGUAGUUACGUUAGCGCGGUACGACCGCUGGAAAAAGCCCGUGAACACACGCCUUCCUGCCGCUUGUUUACUCUCUGGUGGAGCCAUGUGGUGGUGGUGUUGCCCGGGUACAGAGUAGUCCCACUCUCAUGGGCGUUUUUUAUUGUUGUUGUUGUUGUUUUUUUAUUAUUCGCGUUAAACACCUCUGUCGGAGACAGAUUUGAUCGUUUUCCCAGAGCUAAUGGAUGAUUCAAAGCCACGGUUCAGCACAAGACUGCGGGCGGGUACCCGGCGACGUUACCAUGACGAUGGCAUUUCAGAUGAGGAGAUCGAUGGAAGAAGGACGUUUGACCUGGAGGAGAAAGUCACCAGUCAGAGGUUCACCUCUGACCGUGUCAUUCGCAUGGAAGGAAAAGACUUCACAUAUGAGUUCGUCCAGAGAUGUGGUCUGAGGGAACCGCUCAUCUUUGAGAAGCCCGAAGGACUGGGACUCAAGAUGCCCGAGCCUGACUUCAGCGUCAACGAUGUCAAGAUGUUUGUGGGUAGCAGACGUAUGAUUGACGUGAUGGACGUGACCACUCAGAAGGGGACAGAAAUGUCCAUGGCGCAGUGGGCGCGCUACUAUGAGACGCCGCCCCCUCAGAGAGACAAGCUGUAUAACGUCAUCAGCCUGGAGUUCAGCCACACCAAGCUGGAGAACCUGGUCAGGAGACCGACCACGGUGGAUUUAAUAGACUGGGGAGACAAGAUGUGGCCUCGUCACCUGAAGGAGAGACAGAGAGACUCGACAAACUCCAUCAGUGACAUGCAGUAUCCCAAAGUACAGAAAUACUGUCUGAUGAGUGUCGAGGGCUGCUACACUGACUUUCACAUCGACUUUGGAGGGACGUCGGUGUGGUAUCACAUACUAAGAGGAAGCAAGGUGUUCUGGCUAAUCCCGCCCACACCUCCCAACCUUGAGCUGUACGAGAACUGGGUUCUGUCGGGGAAACAGGGCGACGUUUUCCUGGGAGAUCGAGCGACAGACUGUCAGAGGAUUGAACUGAAGCAGGGCUUCACCUUCAUCAUCCCAUCAGGUUGGAUUCAUGCUGUCUACACUCCUCUGGACUCUAUGGUGUUUGGAGGAAACUUCCUGCACAGCUUCAACAUCCCCAUGCAGCUCAACAUCUGUAACAUCGAGGAUCGAACACGGGUGCCGGUGAAGUUCCGUUACCCCUUCUACUACGAGAUGUGCUGGUACGUGUUGGAGCGUUACAUCUUCAGCAUGACCAAGACGUCCUACCUAACCCCAGAGUUCCAGAAACACUCGCUGGGCGUCGGUCUGAAGAAGCCGAGCGGCUCAGAUGCAGCAAUUGAGCAGGUGAAGGAGGAGGAGGAGGAUGAUGAAGACGAUGAGGAUGAUGACGACGACGACGACGAAGACAGUGAUGAAGAUCCUCCAGAGCAGCAGUCAGAGAAGACGGCCGUUAAAGUUCACCUGACUCCCUUUGAGAUGGAGGGACUGUGGAACCUGCUGGGCAAACUGGAGUCUCUGCCCUCCAACAAGAAGUGUGUGCCAGCAGGGAUUCACAACGCCCCAGCACUCAUGACGCACAUCAAGGCGCUCCUCAAAGAACACGCCAACGACAAUCCCAAACUGUCCUACACAGGAAAACCCAUCGUCAAGUGGCCAAAACGGUGUUUCCUCUCCUCCCCUCACCAGCCCUCAUGGUACCAGCCGCCUCCUCCUCCACCGCCUCCUCCUCGUCCUAAAGUGGUCACCACGCCUGUCACCCCGCGACCACAGAAACCAGCCUCCUCCAUGUCUGUGCUGAGGCGACGCAGAGUCAGGUGUAAGCGCUGUGAAGCCUGCAUGAGGCCAGAGUGUGGAGAGUGCAACUUCUGCAGAGACAUGAAGAAGUUUGGAGGACCAGGGAAGCUGAAGCAGACGUGUGUUCUCCGACAGUGUCUGUCUCCGGGCCUCCCUCUGUCUGCAGUGUGUGAGAUCUGCAAGGAGCCCAAUCAAGAGGAAAGUGGAGACCCGUCGCUCAUCCUGAUGGAAUGUUCCAACUGUGCACAGAUCGCUCACCCUGCCUGCCUCACGAUCCAGGGCGAAGGACUGGUGAACAAAGACCUGCCCAGCUGUUGGGAGUGUCCAAAGUGUGUCCAAGGAAUCACUGACCAAGAGCAGUCGAGAGGCGACAAAGGUGACGGACUUCCAGUGAAACGUAAAUCCUCGACCCUGCUGGACGCCCGCAUGGCAAAGAUCUACAGAGGUCAGAGACACAACCGAGACGGGGACGAUUCAGGCAGCGAUGACGAUGAUGAAGCCUCUCAAAGACGAAAGAUUGCGCUCCAGGCUCGAGGGGGGGGCCACUCCUCCAGACGGGGCUUCGUCACAAACAGGAGGGGCCUGAUGAGAGGAGGCUCCGCCCAGAGAGGAAGCAGCAGAGGCGGUCUCGUCGGGUCCGGCUCCUCCAUGCUCAAGCUGAAGCGAGGGGUGGGCGCGAAGGAGAGCGGGCGCCGGGGACGAGGGGUGAGGCUGCGUGGAGGCUCCCGGAUGCAGCGCAGAGGAGACGAGUCGGACGAGUCGGACGACGACGAUGAUGACGACGAGGACGACGAGGAAGACGAUGACGAGGAGGAGGACAGCGAAGACGGCGGCAGGGACCAGCGGCACCGCCACCACAGGAGGAGGCACAGGGCCGACGACGACGACGACAACGAGGACAGCGAAGGCCAAGAGUUUGACCCCGAGGAGGACGAGAUGGACACGCUGGAGGACGAAGAGGAGGAGGAUGAGGAGGAGGAGGCGGAAGACGACGGACGCUGGGACUCGGACCCUGAACCCCCGGUCCUCCUGAUGUCUGACCCUAACGAUGACCUGCUGAGUGGCUCUUAUCUGACUGUCACCCUACAGCGCCCCCACAAGGCCAAGAGACAAUCUGGCUCCAUCGUUCCAAAGCUGGAAGCGGCCAUGGGUGUGAGGACGGCGUCAGUGAGCUCCGGUGUUCAGAGCUUCGUCCAGAGAAAGACGACGCUGUCCAAGGCUUCACGGCUGCGGAACGCCGACACGGCGGCAGACAGCGUCACGCUGCGAGGCCCCGGCAGGCCUCGUAUGCGCGGUAACCACGGAGACAGAGGGACCAGAGACUGCUCGGCGUCGUCCUCUGAGGAACGGGAGGGAGCGUCCCCUCCGAUGCCGUCCUCCCUGCUGUCUGUGCUGUCCUUCAAGGAGGACGAGAAAGGAGGGGAGAAGGAGGUGUGGGUGUCCGUGUUCAGGUACCUGAGCCGAGCAGAGCUGCUGGCCUGCAUGACCGUCUGCAAGGCCUGGUACAAGUGGAGCUGUGACAAGCGUCUGUGGAGCCACUUGGACGUGAGCCGGUGCAGCCCGCUCAGUAAUCAGGCUCUGGCAGGGAUCGUCAAACGCCAGCCCGUCUCUCUGGACCUGUCCUGGACUCCACUGGCCAAGAGACAGCUCAACUGCCUGCUCACCAGGCUGCCAGGUCUGCGUGAGCUGAGGGUGACUGGUCUGUCCUGGUCUUGUCUGUCGGCGCUGGUCUCUCCCACGCUGCCCUGCCUGCGGCUGCUGGACCUGCGCUGGUGCGACGGCCUCGACGACACUCAGAUCAAAGAGAUGGUCUCUCCCCCGGGUGCAGAGUCGUCGCGCAGCAGACUGAGGAACAUGCAGACGCUGCGUCUGUCCGGCCUGGACGUCAGUGACUCCACCCUGCGGCUGCUGCAGCGUCACAUGCCUCAGCUGGAGACGCUGGACCUCGCUCACUGCAGGAACGUCACAGACUCGUCCAUCGCUCUGCUGGCAGCUGCCGGGACUCACACCCGCAACCACCUCACCGAGCUCACGCUGGCAGGUUGCAGUGAGUUGACAGACGCCUGUCUGUCCUACCUGAAGCGUCUCUCCUCUCUGACUCUGCUCGACCUCAGAGGCUGCAAGAGCGUCAGCAGACGAGCGUGCGACGCCUUCAUCUCGGACCUGUCGCACGUCGCCCUCUACUGUAUGAUGGAGGAGAAGCUCAUCCAGCGCCUGGACUGAGAAACAUUCAUUCAUUCAUUCAUUCAUUCACCUUGUUUCACAGCCUUUCCUGUCGUGAAUCCUGAGACAUAAAAUGUCUCCUCCAUCAUUGUCUUCAGGUGCAGAGCUGAGGUCUGAACCUGAGCCGACACUCAAACAUUUUUUAAAAAUCCACAAUCACUGACUGAACAGAUCAUGUGACUCCUCCCUCGUGUGCAGGAUUAUUUUUCAGAGAUCUAUUUUUGUUGCCGAGUCAAAAAUAAUAAUGUGUGACAUCAGUAAAGUCUGUGUAUAUAUUCUUUCUUUCAGUCAUAAUAUUGACAUUUGUACUUUUUGUGACGGUGUGAUAAUAAAAAAAAGUUUCAUCCUCUCA
Messenger RNA from Solea solea (common sole), 4750 nucleotides. Its product is annotated as lysine-specific demethylase 2A-like. The record is from RefSeq and is a predicted model, not a curated record. Gene Ontology annotation, molecular function: transcription coregulator activity; zinc ion binding; DNA binding. The transcript is spliced from 25 exons. NCBI's taxonomy places the organism in Eukaryota, Metazoa, Chordata, Actinopteri, Pleuronectiformes, Soleidae. Gene Ontology annotation, biological process: regulation of transcription by RNA polymerase II; protein demethylation. Bases 607 to 4398 code for a protein of 1263 amino acids.